This is a messenger RNA of Botrytis cinerea B05.10, 3602 nucleotides long. RefSeq lists its product as hypothetical. NCBI's taxonomy places the organism in Eukaryota, Fungi, Ascomycota, Leotiomycetes, Helotiales, Sclerotiniaceae. The record is from RefSeq and is a predicted model, not a curated record. The transcript has 4 exons. The coding region runs from base 302 to 3364 and encodes 1020 amino acids.
GUCUCCAACACAAGAAAAUUAUGUAUCAUCUGGAAGAAAGCUAUCUCAGCAACCUCUUGUCUACGUUCUCAGACAAUUCCAAUGCUAAAAGCAACAUUCUAGUCAUCGGAUCCAGUCUUGAUUAUUGAUAAAUCUAGCCAUCUAUGUACCUUUUAAAUUUUUGUCUCGAUAACGGAUAAUUUUGUGCAUUGGCGGACGUAACCAACAAUCACUCUAUGAUAAGCAUCUGCACUUCUUCCCGACGAAAUAAGUUCUAUCAACUUUUCAGACAAGUCGCACUAUCACUUGACAACUCCUCAAGAUGGUUGGAGCUCGCUAUACACACACAAUCGAUACCAAUCCAAGAGAAUCCAUCGAACCUUCAAUUGAAUUCGAGUGUAUCGAUUCAAUUAUUAUAUCCACCAAAGACAAUAGUAAUACAGAAUCGCAAAAGGCUUCAUCACCUUCUACAAAUCCUUCCAGAACAAACUCUCCAGAUUCACACUCACCUUCACCUAUGCCAAUCAGUUCACGACUUGAUUCACGCUCUACCUCUCCACCUAGAAUUGAUAAUUCAUCUUUGAAUAACAGUAGUACUGAUCAAGAACAAGAUAUACAACACAUUGCUCAUCUCGAAUCCAAUAAAAAGAGAUCUCGAAUAUCAGAGCCUUCAAUCCACCAAAGUAUUAGCACUAUAAAGGAAGAUAUAGAGGAUGAUGAGCAAAGGAUCAACAAGCGUACACGUAGACAGGAAAGCCAAGGCACGGGGCGUCGGCACGAGUUUGGGUUCCCGUCUAGAAUAGUCUCUCGACGCAGGUUUCAAUUCCUGGCCUUCUUCAAAUGCCACGAAUUACCACGGAUACUAUUCGAACGUAUCUGCCAGCCUUCCAAAGUCUGGAACGAUGAAGGUGAAAUCGUCGAAUGCUCUGAGACGAUCGUUGGACUCGAUUCAGAUCUAGAGAAUAUAUUUCAAGAGGCAAAGGAUAAUGGAAUCAUCAGGUGUUUCGAGACGUUGUUGAGUGAAACCUAUGUCGUAGAGGAAAGUUGGAAGCAGUGGUUAUGUUUCAAUACCGAUGAUAGAGCACGACGAAACAUAGAGUUUAACAUAUUGGAGCUGGUAUUGAAGGCGUUUCCAACACCAUAUACGGAAAUUUCGUGGAUGGAGGUAGAAAGCCAAAUGCUGAAUGUUGUGCAGACGACAUGUGUACCUUUUCUGUGCAACCUUGACAUGGAAGAUGUCAUAGACUAUUUAAAUGAUCGAGAUUUUGAUAGGGAAAAGAUAACCUGGUAUCUAGCUAUCUUAGCUAAAUUUCUUAUACGCCUAUCGAAACUGAUGGGGGACAGUACUCCAGCAACAAUUGACCCCUUGAUAUCGAGUUGCCUUGAGUAUCUCAAAGAAUGGCCUAGGGUCAAAUCAUUAUACCUAGAUCGCGCAAUCAAUCAUGAGCAGAUUGAAAGUCUUGACCAUUAUGGCAUAAAAUAUUUGAAUGGAGUUAUAGGCCUUGGGUUAGCAUCGAUUCUUACAAGCGGAGAGUCCUCACACCGUUACAAAUACAGUCAUCAAAAUGACUGGCACCCCCUUGAAACAUCCUGUGCACAUUCUACUAUUGAAUUAUUGGCUCAUGUAGAGCUACAUGGAGCUGCAUCACUAGCUGAACUACCAGGAGUUGUGUAUAAAAAUCUGCCUUUGACGACCAGGGUUUUGAUUGCAUUUAGCGAGGUCAAGCUUGAAUCAUAUGACAACGCGCGAGAUAUGCUCGGACCUAUCCUUGAUGAAGCCAAAGGAAUCUAUGGCUCGCAGUCUAUGGAAGUCUUUCUAAUUAUUGCAACACUGGUAAAUUGUUUAAACAGAUGCCGAAUGGAAUCUUUAGCCGAGGGGCUAGUCAGUUCAAUCUUUAAAAAGGCAGUAGGCCACUUGGAAAUGUUUAGCACAGCUCAAGAGUUUCUGAUUGGGCUCUGGACCAUCCCCAACUAUUAUACCAAUAGCGAAUUAUCCAUGGUUGUUGCAUUCGCUGAUUCUCUCCUCGGCCAAGGCAAACAUGACGACGCCCUGUCUCUUUUUCAGGCUAUUCUGAAGAAGGGACGACCAGGCCGUGAGGAUAUUACAAUGAGUGUAGCUCUAAGGAUAGCAAAAAUAACUCGCAGACUAAACAUCAAAUCCUCAAUUAAUGACACCCAAAACCUUGAACACAGAGAUGCCUGGAAAGUGCUCGGAGAUGCAUCAGAGCUCUACCCCAGAGUUUCAAGUAUUCUAAAAUAUGCCUUUGUAGAAGAGGUUAUUUGCCAUUUGUCCCUCUUGGAAGAUAAAGAUACCCGGAAAAGAUUCGUGGCAUCAGAGAUCAUCAAAGUGCUGAAUCUAGAAUCAAUACUUUACAAAGGGUCAGAGAGUUCGAGGAUAAGCUUUUUCGAGAAUCUGCAAACCAUAAAUCAAUACGCAGAACAGCUCAAAUUCCUGAUGGCUGAUGAGGCACCAGAAUUCAUCGCUAGCAACAUGGCGCAGCGCUUUCCCAACGCUUCUGUAGAUCUCAUUAAAAGGAUGAGUCGAGCAAAUUGGCAGAGAUUCAACAGAAUUCAAGAAAUGCGUGUCAUGCCGGAGAUUGAUGACAUACCUGAUGCAAAGGAAUCUUUGCAUUAUCGAGAUUCUGGACUUGGAAGCUCAAUGAAAACCUCGUCCAACAUUUUGAAUUCAUCUAAUACUUCGGUUGUCUCAUACAGAUCAUUUAUGAAUAACGAUGCAAAAUCAAUUAUCCUACCUCAAAUGCCUGAGACGGUCAAGUCGCAAGGGCAAUUUCUUUGUUUUGUCUGCGAAAAGACAAUAAAAGGGAUAACUGGCGAAGCACAAUAUAGGCGUCAUAUUUGGGCUGAUCUUAGGCCAUAUGUAUGCCCUGUCAAAGGCUGUGAUGCUGACGCGAACCAGUUCCUAUCAAGAACUGAUUUCGGCGUGCAUCUCAAAGAUCAUCAUGCCACAAAGUCGCUGGGAAACAAUUCCACCGAACGUAUAUCUGCUCUUCGUUGUCCAUUCUGCGAUGAGCUGCCUGGUGAAGUAGCUCUUAUUGGUCAUAUCUGUCAUCAUUUAGAGGUAGAGUCAUGUUCAAUCUUUUCACAGGAAACCGAAGAGGAGCUGGUAUACGACGGUUUCGUUAUAGCGCCCAGUGAUUAUGGAGCUCGACGAAGUGAUGAGGAUACUAGACAAGCAUUAUUAAAAUAUCCUAGGCCUGCUAAUACCGACUUUGCUUUCGACGACGAUUUGGAUUUCACUGCAAAAGUGGCAGCUGGUUUGGAAGAGAAUGGUUUCGAGCCGAAUCUCGUGAUUGAAGAUACCGCUUUCCGAAAACGUGAUUCCCCACCUCGCUCUAUUGAAUACAAAACACCAUGGUCUGAAUAAUACAAAUAGAAUAAACAUAUCGGGGUCGCAGCUGUUCGCGCGAAGUAGAAUAAUGCAAACCCCAUAAAAUAUCUGGAGAGAAUUAUGAGGACACAAAAGUUGUAUGUACAAGCUCAAUAUGGCAAAGUACAGAGGUUAAGCACUGUCCAAAUCGCCAGCACUAUAAAUAAUGCGUCAUUACAAUCACAACUUUAAUAUAACUAACCAAUCGAGACUGUCGCUACUGUCAAUAUAUCCA